This is a messenger RNA of Procambarus clarkii (red swamp crayfish), 3255 nucleotides long. RefSeq names its product lola like (gene lolal). The record is from RefSeq and is a predicted model, not a curated record. Gene Ontology annotation, biological process: regulation of transcription by RNA polymerase II. Gene Ontology annotation, cellular component: nucleus. Gene Ontology annotation, molecular function: protein binding. Lineage: Eukaryota; Metazoa; Arthropoda; Malacostraca; Decapoda; Cambaridae.
CCAAUCAUAAUCGUAUUUGUAGAGUGAGGCGGCGGAUCAGCCAAUCAGCACGCGGCUUGCUUCCUGACGUGUGUUGCUGUAAACAUUGUUCCUGGAGAUCUGCCCUCUCAACGCCGGAUAACACAGCAGCUCAAAAAGAUGGCGGAUGAUCAACAGUUCUGUUUACGUUGGAAUGAAUUCCAAAGUAACAUGGUCUCUUCUUUCAAGCAUUUAAGAGAAGAAAAGAGCUUUACUGAUGUGACUUUGGCAUGUGAUGGACAGACGUGUAAGGCACACAAAAUGGUGCUGUCUGCAUGUUCGCCAUACUUCAAAGCUCUAUUAGAGGAGAACCCAUCAAAGCACCCUAUCAUAAUUCUGAAGGAUGUACCAUUUACGCAUUUGCAAGCCAUCUUGGAGUACAUGUAUGCUGGUGAAGUUAAUGUGGCUCAGGCUGACCUCCCAAAUUUCCUCAAGACAGCAGAAAGACUCAAAGUUAAGGGCCUCGCUGAAGUUAAUCAAAAUGAACGGCAAGAUCGCUGAGAUACUGCUCAGGUCAAGGGAGGCUUGGGAAACGGGUCGUCAGAGAAGCCAAAGCCAUUACUACUGUCUCUUCAAUCCCUCUGCUUCUCACUUCCCUCCAAACUUCUCUGUGCUUACUGCAGUUACCUGGGACACCUGCUUAUCCAACCUCUCUGGCCACUCUUGUGACUUGGUAGCCCAUCUAGAGCCUUGCAAGUUCAAUCUGGCUCCAUUUACUAGUGACUUGGUCUGCAAUUUUUGAACCUCAAGAUAGUCAUUUAAAUAUAACUUCAAAUUUGUAUAACUUUGAAUAGGGACUCGGUCCAGCCAAGUCACCUCCAUCCUUUUCUUUAUCCUUCUAUCUUGGGUUCAUAACUAAGAUGUUCCAGCUGGAGUGUUGCUUGAGAUCAGUUUGCAAGUGAGACAAACCAGGACAAAUUGCUGCCUUAAGGCAUGUGCAGUGAGCCACAAGUCACAAGGAGUAGGUUAUCAUUUGCAAUUAUGGGUUUUAUUUAUAUGUAUGUACAUAGGCAUGUAUAUAUAUAUAUAUGUAUGCAUAUGUGUAUAUAUGCUUGUGUGUGUGUGUAUUUACAUAUAUAAAUACACCUACAUAUACAUAUAUCUACACAUGUAUACACAACUGUAAUUUGGGGCUAUAGGUUAUUGGUAUAUAAAAUAAAAAAUGGCCAAUCCAGAUAAGGUCAUCUUUCAGUUUUUGUAUUUUUUUUUUUUUUAGGUGCAUUGUAUAUAUUGGUACAUAAUUUGCUAUCAUCUGUUAAUUUACAUUUUAUUGAGCUCCUGUAUAAGAAUUCCCAUAUAAACCCACCUGGUUGCCUUUACUUUGCAAAAGUGAUCUCAAAUAGCAUUAUGAAAAAGAGCACCGCCACACAGUGAUUGUUGGUUCGGUAAUUGGACAACGUAGGUAGCCUCCCACUCCUCUCCCCCCCCCCCCCCACCUUUUUUCUCUGCCUUUUUUUUAAUAUAAAUAUUGUCCUCAAUAAUUACAGUACUAGAUAAUUUUUUAAAGAGGCCAUUUCAUUAUUUUGUUUCCAGUUAGGUCAAAUUAUUUAAGGUCUAUAAAUGGCCUUCAUGUUCAUAAACAUUCCUCGUUUUUGUCAUUUCACAUUGGAUGUAUUCUCCCAAUCUCUAAUGCUUUUCUAAAUUAUCUUGCUCUAUAAUGUUACUUUUAAAUAACAAAAAAUUGUAAUUCAGUGCAUAAAAUCUAAAAAAAAAUAAAAAAAAUAUUGAGUACACUGGUUUAUAUAAAAUAGAAAUUAUACCAGGAGGGGCUUUCAAAGUAUUGUAUGUAAUAAUAACUUCACCCCCUAGCCACCAAAAACAGCAGGGAAGCUUCUGCUCAAGACAUAUCCUUUUUAAUUUUUAUAUAAGUUAAAUGCAGUCAUGCUUCUAUUAUUUAGGUUAAUACGUGUUGCUGACUAAAUACUAAUUCGGGUUUAGAAUAUAUUUUCUGCUCAAGGCCUAAACCAUGCCUGACGAGGGUACCGAUUGAUUUUGAACUGAGGAAGUUUCUAAGUCUUGUAGGGAAACCAAUAUUUUAAUGAAUCGAGCAUCACAAUAUGUAUGUAUAUGCAGCACUAUACUGUAUAUAUAUAUACUGUAUAUAGAAUUUUUUUUUCUCUAAGCAGAUGUAACUCAAAUGGGAGCACACCCCAAUACUGUACUAAAAUAAUAUUGCGAGGCUUGGCAAAACUUCAGGAGACUUCGCCAUUUGGUGGCCAUCUUCUGUGGCUUCCGUGGGAAUUGACCAAGAUGAUUAGUUGACUCGCAAGAGAAUAUUAUUUUAUUUCUAAGUAAUGCACACCCUUAAAAAGUUACAAGGUUGCCUUUCAUAUGGUAUUCUGUGAGAAGUUUGGACAAAUUACUGCUUUGUAUUUCAACAUGUUGAUGGUUUGUUUUAUUUUGUAUAGGCAGUAAUAUUCUGGUUUUUGUGUUAUAUCUGCAUAUAGUUAAAUAAUUUCAAUUUUUAUCAAUUAAAACUCAGAAUUAUUAUAUUUAUUUAUUUCUUGAUAUAUUGUCUGGAGGAUCGGCUUUGACAUUUGUAAACUAAAAUUAUCAUGUAAGUUGGGUGAUUCAGUAUAUUUGUUGUUUCUUUAGGGUUAAUUGUGUACAUGCAUGAAUAUUACAUUGGAACUACCAGAUUUGGGGAAUUGUAUUUAAUUAAUACUUAAGUCACCAGAAAACACCCCAUUUGCUCGCUCUGACUAACAGUGUAGUGUCAGCACUCUUGAGGGAAAGUUGAUGAACUUUGCAUGCUACAGAAGUCAUAACCUUUGCGUACAGUCCUGUAUUUUGUAGGAAGCAUUGGUUAUUUUGGCAAUCUGUGAAUGAAGAUAUAUAUACAAGUAAGAGCUCAUUAGAGUUAGUGCUGGUACUUUCCCACUGGCCAACCGGCCAUACAAAUUUGGACCACCAAAGGACACUGACGCCUCCAGUGUAUAAACGUGUCCUCUUGAAUAUGGUAUAUGCCUUAAAAAAUUACAUUGCCAAAGCCAACACUCUUUGUUUUGGAAUAAAAUACUAAUUUAGUACUUUUCUGUAAUCUGUUUUGAUCAGUUUUACCUUCAAACAAAUGGUAUAAAAUUUGAGUUAGUAUUAAUGGGUUGGCAGUGUCUUAUGGUGACUCCUCACACCCAGGUACCCACACCGCAAGUUAGUAUACGCAGGGGUGUAGCUUUGUAUCUAGAUUAGCAUGGAGCAGUUUUGUACAAGAACUCAAUAAGUUUUUAAUAAAAGUGA